Molecule: messenger RNA, 393 nt
Organism: Plasmopara halstedii
Lineage: Eukaryota; Oomycota; Peronosporomycetes; Peronosporales; Peronosporaceae
Product: FOG: Transposon-encoded proteins with TYA, reverse transcriptase, integrase domains in various combinations
Exons: 1
Coding region: 1-393 (130 amino acids)
Source: RefSeq, a predicted model, not a curated record
AUGGAAGGCAGAGGAGACACGACCAACUUCACAGCGGAAGAUGGACUGACUUUCCGCAUAUCGGAGAACCAGGUGAAGCAGCUGUGUGUGCCCGAAAGUCGAGAGCUAAAGCUGGCAAUACUGAACAACCAUCACGACGCACCGACAGCAGCGCACCUAAGCAUCGAGCGAACCACAAACGGUGUCAAGAUGUGUUUUUGGUGGAAGAUCAUGCUUGAAGACAUCAAAAGGUUUGUGCGAACGUGCAAGACGUGCAUGCAGUACAAGACCUCGAGCCAGAAAAAGCAAGGAAUGAUGCAAUCGAUCACAAUUCCAGAAGAGUGUUGGGAUUCGGUCAGCAUGGGUUCAUCAUCGGACUCCCAGAGUCCGAGGGAUGCGACUCGAAACUCGUAG